UGCUGUGUUGUAGUCUUUUGUCUCAGAAACAAUGAACACACAGUUUUGUCAAGAGGCUUGUUUCCCAGGCUUGCUGAAAAGACAGCAAGACAAAAACUAAAGGCCGGUAUCACUUUUUGAAGCACACUUUUAUUUCUGUUUGAAGUAAAUCCACAUAAUUUAAAAUGAAACAUCAAAAAUAUAUUGGUAAAAGUGUGGGUUUUUUAAUAUUUUAGCUAAGAGAAAAAGGGCAAAUGAUAAAAACAGCAACACAGCAGAGCCUUUAUAUAAUGAGGUCCGGAUUAUAUAAUUGCAAAUUGCACAUUUAAACAGUCUUAUUUCUGAAUCAUUUAUUGAUCAUAUAUUAAAUUCUUAUUAAAAGUCUUCCAAUAUUUAACAGAAACUAGAGUCUUUGCUACAUUUUUCCAGAAACUGUGUGUGUGUGUUUUUUUUUUUUUCAAAGGUAGUUUAAAUGUCAGCUAACUUACAGUAGCCAAAAAAGCAAUGCCAUGGUGGUGUUAAUCAGAUCCUCUUGUUCAGUUUAACCACCAAUGAACGAAAUUCCCAGUUGCACAGUCCAAGUCCUCAAAAUUCAAAUCCUGACUACAUCUGUAUCUCACUCCUAAAGACAACCUAUAAAUAACAUUUUUCCAACUUUCCACUAGGAAAAUUUCCCAACAUACAGAAAAGUUGAAAUUACAGUACAACCAGCAUCCGUAUAUCCUCUGCUUAGACUCAAUAAUUGUUACUAUUUUGUUAAAUUUGCUUUGUGUCUAUAUGUAUGUGAUUUUUGUUUUAAUUGAACCAUGUGAAAAUAAGCAGCAGGUGUCACAGUUUGCCUCUCCAUACCUAAGCAUACAUCUUCUAAGAGUAAAGAAAUUCAUCUGUUUAACUAUCAUACACCUAAGAAAAUGAAUAAUUCUGUAAUGUCCUCUGAAAUCUAUUCCAUACACACAUUUCUAGUUACCUCAAGAAAUGUCUUUUAUUUAUUAAAAAUGCUUUUUUCUACAAUUGAGAAAAAGAUUAAGACUAAUUUGUCCUUAAAUAUUGACAUAUUGUGGGGGCAAUCUAGAGUUGGGAAUUGGGCCCAUCAUAAUACUGUUUUAAAAAUACUUUGUGUAGAAUCAUGCUCUUUCCAUAUACUUUUCAUUUGCCCCUCACAAGAACUCUGAGCUAGCAGGGCAGGUAUCUUUAUUUGACUAUUGAAGAAACAAAUUUAGAGAGUUAGUAAAUUUAUUUGCUGAGUCACAAGGCCAAGACUCGCUCUUCUAACUCUACUCUUUUUGUUACACCCAUAACUUGAGACACUCCUCUCCUAGGCAGCUUUGUGUUAGUGUUAGUCUUAGUCAGUGCCUCUUAGGUCAGGUCAGAUUCAGAAACCGCAGUUACUUUUGCACCAACCUAAUAGUUUUAGAUCCAGAAGGAAUCUUAGACAUCAUUUUGUGUUUCUCAGAAGGGAGUGCCGUUGGCAUUUUAGGGGGAAUAAUUCUUUGCAUGAGGUUCAACACAGCCCUCCUCCAAGUAUCUAACCAGCUAUUGUGACAAAAAACUAUCCCCUCACAUUUUCAGAUGCCCUGGAGGAAAGGAGAUUACCCUGGAUUGAGAACCACUUACUAAUAUAACUACCUUGUUUUAAAGAAAGGAAAAGCAGAAUUGACAUUUAGCAACUACUCUGUGACAGAUACCAUGCUAGGUGACUCAAAUAACUUAGUGCUUACAUCAGCCCUUUGCUGUAGGUAGUAUCUUCAUUUUACAGAUGAAGACAAUGAGUGUCAUUGCUUAUGUAACUUACCCAAGGUCACACAACAGUCAAGUAUUGAAGCCGGGAUUCAAACAUACAUCUGAAUGAUGCCACACACCCCCACCCCUGACUAUAUCAUACUACUUCAUGUGGACCUGAUCCAGUAUAAUAACUUCUACAUUCCUGUAAUUUCUAUUUUUUCUGCUUUUUGUAUACCUUUAAAGAACAACCAAUCAGAAAAAGAUUUUGGAAAAUCUUUUGAAAAUACGUAGUUUUUAGAUAUAAUGAUUUCGUAAGUUGAAUGUUCUAUUUUAAAUUUUUACUCGAGUAAUCUUCAAAAAUGUCACUGUGAUUGUUCACAGCAUUGUAGAUGUGCUUAAUGCCAUAGACUGUACACUUAAAAAUGGUUAAAAUGAUACAUAUAGCAUUGUGUAUAUUUUACCACAAUAAUUUUUUUGAAUGUCAUUAACCAACCCGGAAACUGAAAAUAUCGAAAAUGAAAAUUCAAAGUUUCAGCUGCCGAGACCAAGAUGGUGGCGAGACUCGGCACCUUCCUCAAGAAUGCCUGGGCCAGGGAGCCAGUGCUUGUCGUGUCCUUCAUCAUCGGGAGCCUAGCUGUAAUUCUGCCCCCACUCAGCCCCUACACCAAGUACUUCAUCAUGAUCAACGAGGCCAUGCCCUACAAGUACCCAGUGCCCGUCUGCAAUGAUGGAAACAUGCCCAACGUGCCCAGCCACCCCCAGGAUCCCCAGAGCCCCAGCUUGGAGUGGCUGAAGAACCUGAGCACCUCCACUGACAGAGGAGGCCCCUCCCAUCGCUCCCAAUACGAAUGUGAAAACCAAAAAGAAAAAAAAAAAAAAAAAUUCAGAGUUUCAGUGAAGCCAUUCUACUUGUGGUGUUUUAUAGUCAUACUUUUAUAG
Messenger RNA from Pongo pygmaeus (Bornean orangutan), 2640 nucleotides. Its product is annotated as NADH dehydrogenase [ubiquinone] 1 alpha subcomplex subunit 3-like. The transcript has a single exon. The coding region runs from base 2251 to 2640 and encodes 129 amino acids. The record is from RefSeq and is a predicted model, not a curated record. NCBI's taxonomy places the organism in Eukaryota, Metazoa, Chordata, Mammalia, Primates, Hominidae. Gene Ontology annotation, cellular component: respiratory chain complex I; mitochondrial inner membrane.